Messenger RNA from Scheffersomyces coipomensis, 768 nucleotides. RefSeq names its product Tfs1p (gene TFS1). The transcript has a single exon. Gene Ontology annotation, molecular function: phospholipid binding; peptidase inhibitor activity. Gene Ontology annotation, biological process: regulation of proteolysis; regulation of Ras protein signal transduction. NCBI's taxonomy places the organism in Eukaryota, Fungi, Ascomycota, Pichiomycetes, Serinales, Debaryomycetaceae. The coding region runs from base 1 to 768 and encodes 255 amino acids. The record is from RefSeq and is a predicted model, not a curated record.
AUGUUUUCAAGGAAUUCAAUUCAAUUGAUACGGAAUUCAUUAUUAAAAUCAUCUCCAAAAUCAAUACUAUCACCUCACUAUUCUUAUCGUCAAUCAAAUCAAUUAUUUCAAUCAAAAAUGCCUUUAAUCACCAUAUCUCAAUCCCUCGAUGAAUCAUAUUCCAAACAUAAAAUCAUCCCUGAUGUCAUUGAUGAAUUCACUACUCAAGGCUUAUUAACCAUUGCUUAUAAUGAUCAAGAUCAAGUGGCUUUAGGUAAUACUUUAAAUGUCCUCAAAACUCAAAAUAAACCCAAAAUUCAAUUCACAUUAAAUAGUCCCACCGUCGAUGGUCAAUUUGAACCCAUUAAAAAUAAUGAUAAAUUCAUUCUUGUCUUAACUGAUCCUGAUGCUCCAUCUAAUUCAGAUCAUAAAUGGUCAGAAUAUGCUCAUUGGAUAAUCACCGAUUUGAAAUUAAAUGAUUCAUCAAGUUCUUCUUCUUCUUCAACAGAAUCAAAUAAUGAUAUAAGUCAUAUUUUAGAUUAUUCAAAGGGGAAAGAAAUCUUAUCUUAUUCCGGUCCUGCUCCACCAGCCAAAACUGGUAAACAUAGAUAUGUUUAUUUAUUUUAUAAACAAGAUCCUGAUGUAACUAAUUUUCAAAUUCCAAAUGAUAGACCAAAUUGGGGUACGGGUAUUCCAAGUAGUGGAGUUAGAGAUUGGAUUAAAAAGAAUGCUCCAAAACUGAAAUUAUUAAGUGUCAAUUUCUUUUAUGCUCAACAUGAAGAUAAUUAA